AUCUCCGAAAGCAGGCACAUCGAGUCGUUUUACGUUAGAAGAAGAUGUCGUUUUCCUCCGCAGAACUCGCAGUAGUGAAGAGGAUCCAUUGCGCUUUGCUCGAAAGGUGAAACAAUGGCGAUUGGGUCUCCGAAAGUCGUCUGAAAAGCUGGCCGUCGAUAGAGCGAUUGGAAUCUCUGCGGAAGCGGCGUAUCCGAGAUAGAAAAUCCGGGGAAGGCUCUGGAACGAAUCUCGAUUUCCCGCCGCUGCCAAUUGAAGAAAGGCAGGAGGGGGAGGUGAGAAGAGGCGGAAGGUGUAGACACAGCGGAGUUCAGGCUCUGCUUCCAGUUUCGCCAUCGCCAUCGCCAUCGCCAUCGCCAUCGCCAUCCAAGUUCUGAUACGAUUUGUUGGGUAGAUUUGAGGACUAAUAGCGAUGAAUAAGUUUUUGGAGUUCGGAAGGAAGGCGCUUUUCUAUGCGAAGGUGCUUUCAGGAUACGAAGAACGUAGAAUCCGGAAUUAUAGAUUGAUGCUGGAGAAGCGUCUCCAACAGGCCGAAGAAAAAAAAUUGGCCUUGAGAAAGCUUCCUGAGCAGACUAUACUUACAGAAGUUCGUGCUAUGGUUGAGGAUAUGCAAGCAUUGAAUAAGAAGCUCGAGGAAACUGUGAGUAUUGAGGCUGCCAUCGACGAUUACUUCAAGCCAAUCAACACGCAAGCCGAGAUCCUAAUGAAACAGCAACUCGAGGGGGAGGAGCAGACAAUGACAGAGAUGAUGAAGGUUCUGGAAACGAAAGCUAUGAUCGAGGAGGCCCAAGCACAUAAACCAUCAUCAAAAGUAGAUCAAAUCAGCCCCUCAGAAACCCACAGCCAGGAAACAGAGUCUCCCACCAAGCAGGAGGCUCAAAUGAGAGAAACCUAUAAGAUAUGACAAGUUUGCCUCUUUCGAGCUCCAAUGAUUUUUGAUAGCCUUGAGCCAUGUAGCAGAUUUAAUAAUUCCCCUGAGCCAUUUUAGGAAAAUAUAACCGAUAUCAUCGAAGAUUAGCUAGUUGCUAAAUUAAUGUAUGUUUUCCGAGUAUGAGUAGGAAUUCGAGAAGGCAAUCGAUGUGAGCAUGUUGUGUCUUUUUUGCUUGGUUUCUGAAAUCUUCAUGAACGAUUUCCAGGUUGUAUGUAAGUUCCAUGAUAGAAACCGAAUUUCCUUUUCUAUCAUAAUUACUAUUAUUAUUAAGAUUUAUUUAGAUAUGGUUAGUAGUCUUUGAGUCAAAUUAAAAUAGUUUAUUAGGUAAUUUCAGUCCCAAAUUUUAUCUCUAAAU
Linum tenue is the source of this 1286-nucleotide messenger RNA. The record is from the annotation of a GenBank genome assembly. Lineage: Eukaryota; Viridiplantae; Streptophyta; Magnoliopsida; Malpighiales; Linaceae.